CUUUGGUUCAACCGGGGGGUAAUUCAAAAAGAAUCUCCUGUAACUUUUUUUUUUUAUAUUGGACUUUGUCUUUAAACUUUUUCCUCUUGCAUCCAUCCAUCCAUCCUCCCUUUUUAUAGAGGUUUUUUUCUUCAUCCAUCAGAAAAUCAAUCAUGUCUGCCUUCUCCAAGAACCUCUUUUCUCUUCUUAGUGAAGAUGGUGAAGUGCGCCCUCAACCUGCCCCUGUCAAGGAAGAUACUAAGCCCGUCGUUGAACAAAAGCCUAAGAAUGACAAACGAUCUCCCAAAGCUGCUGGUGCCCAAAAGCGUGGAGGUGACAAGCGUCGUGGUGACAAGCGUCAAGGUGGCCGUCCUCAACGUGGUCGUCAAUUCGAUCGUCAUAGUGGUACUGGUAUCGCUGAUUCUGAAAAGAAGGAAAAGCAAGGUUGGGGUCAUCCCGAAACUGCUGAAGCUGAAGCUGCCAAGGACUCUGUCAAUCCCAAGGAUCCCGCUGCUGCUGAAGAACCUGUGACUCCUACCGAACCUGAAGAAGUUGUCAAGACCUUGGACGAAUAUUUGGCUGAAAAGGCUUUGAAGAGCUUGAAGGUUGGUCUUCCUGAAGCUCGUAAGGCUAACGAAGGUACUGAUGAUGCCAAGUGGAAGGAUACUGUUGCUUUCCAAAAGACUGAAGAACCUGAUUACUUGCCUGCCAAGGAAAAGACUGUUAAGAAGGAAAAGACUGCCAAGGCUGGUAAGGUCUUUGUUGACAUUGAACAACGUUUCCAAGAAAAGCCCCGUUUCCAACGUGAUCAACGUUCUGGUCGUGGUGAUCGUCGUGGACGUCAAUCUAACCGUCGUGGUGGUCGUCAAUCCAAUGGUCCUGCCGUCAACAUUCAGGAUGAUGCUGCUUUCCCUUCUCUUGGUGCCACUACCGCUUAAAUUAACAAGCGUUAUAUUUUUUAGUACAAAAUAAGGAUGGAUCAAGUUGGUUAUUUUUUACUUUUUACAAAUGCACACACAUUCUCUCUCUCACACACUCUCUCUCACAAUUUUUUUUUUCCUCUCUUUUCUUUUUUAUAUAUACAUAUUUAACUUUUUGAUUAGAUUUGAAAAAAAAAAAAUAAGGAUUUGUCUUCAAUAAUAAAAAAAAAGUGUUUAAAACAAAAA
Halteromyces radiatus is the source of this 1145-nucleotide messenger RNA. RefSeq lists its product as uncharacterized. Bases 153 to 917 code for a protein of 254 amino acids. Gene Ontology annotation, molecular function: RNA binding. Lineage: Eukaryota; Fungi; Mucoromycota; Mucoromycetes; Mucorales; Cunninghamellaceae. Gene Ontology annotation, cellular component: cytoplasm; nucleus. The transcript has 5 exons. The record is from RefSeq and is a predicted model, not a curated record.